Messenger RNA from Spea bombifrons (plains spadefoot toad), 2241 nucleotides. RefSeq names its product recombination signal binding protein for immunoglobulin kappa J region (gene RBPJ). The transcript has 11 exons. Bases 59 to 1522 code for a protein of 487 amino acids. Gene Ontology annotation, molecular function: RNA polymerase II cis-regulatory region sequence-specific DNA binding; DNA-binding transcription activator activity, RNA polymerase II-specific. Gene Ontology annotation, cellular component: nucleus; MAML1-RBP-Jkappa- ICN1 complex. Gene Ontology annotation, biological process: regulation of transcription by RNA polymerase II; Notch signaling pathway. The record is from RefSeq and is a predicted model, not a curated record. NCBI's taxonomy places the organism in Eukaryota, Metazoa, Chordata, Amphibia, Anura, Pelobatidae.
GGUACAAACAGCAGCCAGUCCUCGCGAGGUUUGGAGUUUUGGCGAGAGUUUGUGGAAGAUGGCGCCUGUUGUGACAGGGAAGUUUGGGGAGCGGCCUCAACCCAAACGUCUCACGAGGGAAGCAAUGCGGAAUUAUCUAAAAGAGAGGGGAGAUCAGACUGUACUUAUUCUUCAUGCUAAAGUUGCACAGAAAUCCUAUGGAAAUGAAAAAAGGUUUUUUUGUCCUCCUCCCUGUGUUUAUCUUAUGGGCAGUGGAUGGAAGAAAAAGAAAGAACAGAUGGAGAGAGACGGCUGCUCGGAGCAAGAGUCUCAGCCAUGUGCAUUUAUUGGCAUUGGCAACAGUGAUCAAGAAAUGCAGCAACUAAACUUGGAAGGAAAGAACUAUUGCACUGCCAAAACAUUGUACAUAUCCGACUCGGACAAGAGAAAGCACUUCAUGUUAUCAGUAAAAAUGUUCUAUGGCAAUAGUGACGACAUUGGUGUGUUCCUGAGCAAACGAAUCAAGGUCAUCUCUAAGCCAUCUAAAAAGAAACAGUCACUGAAAAAUGCAGACUUAUGUAUUGCGUCAGGGACUAAAGUAGCACUAUUUAACCGGCUGCGAUCACAGACGGUCAGCACAAGAUAUUUGCACGUAGAAGGGGGCAACUUUCACGCUAGUUCGCAACAGUGGGGAGCUUUUUAUAUUCACCUCUUGGAUGAUGAAGAGUCGGAGGGAGAGGAAUUCACUGUGCGUGAUGGUUACAUUCAUUAUGGGCAGACCGUAAAACUUGUAUGUUCAGUGACUGGCAUGGCGCUCCCAAGACUGAUCAUUAGGAAAGUGGAUAAACAGACAGCAUUAUUAGAUGCAGAUGACCCUGUUUCCCAGCUCCAUAAGUGUGCGUUCUACCUUAAGGAUACAGAAAGAAUGUACUUGUGCCUUUCUCAGGAAAGAAUUAUCCAGUUUCAAGCCACUCCAUGUCCCAAAGAACCAAAUAAAGAGAUGAUUAAUGACGGUGCAUCAUGGACAAUCAUUAGCACAGACAAGGCAGAAUAUACGUUUUAUGAAGGCAUGGGGCCUGUGUAUGCCCCAGUGACGCCUGUGCCAGUGGUGGAAAGCCUUCAGCUGAAUGGUGGAGGUGAUGUAGCAAUGUUGGAACUAACAGGACAGAACUUCACUCCAAAUUUACGCGUUUGGUUUGGUGAUGUGGAAGCUGAGACUAUGUACAGAUGCGCAGAGAGCAUGUUAUGUGUUGUGCCGGACAUUUCUGCCUUCCGAGAAGGUUGGAGGUGGGUCCGUCAACCAGUGCAGGUGCCAGUUACGUUGGUCCGGAAUGAUGGUAUAAUCUAUUCAACCACCCUUACUUUUACAUACACCCCUGAACCCGGACCUAGACCACACUGUAGUGCAGCUGGGGCAAUUCUACGAGCCAGCUCGAGUCUCCUAGCCUCCAACGAAUCCAGUACAAACAGCGAGGGAAGUUACACAAACGUCAGCACAAAUUCAACCAAUGUCACAUCAUCCACAGCAGCCGUCGUGUCCUAACCACAGACUUUUGUACCUGGACUUCAGCUGACUUUAUUUUUUAUCUUUUUACAUGGAAGGACAUGUAUAAUAAUUUUUGGGCUUUGUUUUACUUUUUUUUAUUUUUUUUUGUGCUUUCAUUGAGAAAAUAUUUCACCAUUCUACUUCAUAUUGCCUGGAUCUUGUGACCUGCAAGUGCCGAGCAAAAAAGCAGAAGCCACAAUAAUAAAAUUUGGGAAGUGGGUGGGAAUCAUGCAAUCGUACAAACUCCACUGAAAAUCUGUUUGAGCUGUUUUUUGUUUUUUAAAUUUGGCAUGAAUUCAAAAAUGUGGCUUUGGGUAAAAAAAUAUUUUCAGAUAGAAAGCAUGAGCAUAGUUUUACGGACCAAUAAACUCGUAUAAGCUUUAGUAAAAGGUACAUUUUCACCAUACCUUUUUUAUAUCACAACUUAUAGUACCUUUUGUUACCAAAUAGUUUUUUUUUCUUUUGUUAUUUUGUAUGAGCUUUUUGCUCUGAAGUAUGGUCAGGCUCCAAGCCUUGAUAUACUUAUAUAAUCUAAUUACCAUACUCUUCCAGUUUCUUUUUUAAUGAUAUAUAUAUUUUUUGGUCAAUGGCUGGAAUGAUUUUUUUUUCUUCCUUCUAAACCAGUCUUUUUUUAUGAAUGGAUUGUGUUUAUUUCAGCUGUAGAACCUACUAAAGGCCAUCAUAUUUUUUUAAGAUUAUAUGAAGUCUGUGCAAAA